GCUUUAGGAAAAGAGAGAAACUCCGGAGGAAGGUUGGCAUUUGUGAAGAGAUGGAUUUGAGCUGCUGGAAAGAAAGAGAUGGUGAACUAGUGAUUGAUGAAGGGAAAACUAGACAACCAUGUGGGCACAGGAAUAUCUACUUGUCGGCUAUGAAUUCGCCUGGUGAAUUAUUAAGCUAUGACUUCCCUUGCCUGAGAGACAAGCCUCUUCCUUACAGGCGUAUUCAGGUACGAGGUCCCUGGAACGGAUUGACUUGUUUAACCGUGUUUGAUCGCUUUCUCAUUAUCUCAAAAUUUUCAACCAAAGAUUAUCACAUCACGUUAUUCCCAUCUGAUGAAAAGUUUUAUCCUUUUUAUGGAUUCGGAUUCGAUUCGGUCAGUGAUGAUUAUAAGGUGCUGAUGAUUGUUCCUUAUAAUGAUUAUUCUGUGAAACAGCAGUUUAUACUCUGAGAUGUAAUGCGUGGAGCCCAACUAAAAGUUGUUGAAGAUUUCCUCCUUUAGAUCCUGAAUCUCUUCUGAUACCGUAAACGGAGUUUUUUGCUCUGGUGCUCUUCAUUGGCUUGCGGAGGAGUCUCAACAUGAUUACUACCCCAGAUUCAUCCUGGCUUUUGAUCUCACCACUGAAGAGUUUCACGAGAUGCCAUUGCCUCCACAAGAAGGUAAAGGAAGGGGUAUGAGAGUCGAUAACAAUUGCCAGCUGGGGGUACUUGAAGGGUGCCUCUUCAUGUCAAGCAGUCCAAAACCGAUUUAUGAUAUAUGGAUCAUGAAAGAUUAUAACAUCCAUGGUUGUUGGACUAAACUGUUUCGGAUUAUGUCAAAUAUGGGGUGGACUGCUCUGACUCUGCUGUUCCAUUCAAGGAGUGACCAUAAAGUUCUGUUGUUAUCAGAGAGUAGACCUGUUUCUGCUGGUAUAAUCUAGAGAGGGGACAACUGGAACAUGUUCUUACUUCAAAAAUAUCUCCUCUAGGUGGAUACCUUGAUGUGUACACAGCAGCUAUUUGUUUAGGAACCCUUGUUUCCAUAAGUGCCUAUAAAGUUUUAUGGAAGGAAGAUUCAAACUCAAGCAGGAAAGGAAGAGGAAGAAAAAGGAGGAGAUCAAUGGUUGGCAAGUUUGAUGAGGCUUUAUUGUGUUUCUUAGUUUUCCUUAAGAGGUUUAAUUCUGUUCAGUCUAAAUGUUACUAUUCUUUAUAAUAAUAGAUACUUGACUUA
Rubroshorea leprosula is the source of this 1208-nucleotide messenger RNA. Lineage: Eukaryota; Viridiplantae; Streptophyta; Magnoliopsida; Malvales; Dipterocarpaceae. The record is from the annotation of a GenBank genome assembly.